AUGCCCGCCAUGCUGUGCAACGUCCGCGGCGGGUCGUGGGCGUGUAGCGACCACGAGAGGGCGUACCAUCACUGCGUGGUGCUGAACGGCGAGGGCGAGGCGAAAGUGGACCCGCUCACAAGUGUGGACGAGGUCACUCGGCUCGCGGCAGUAAUGGCGACCGUCAAGCGUGCCGCACACUCGGUGUCGCCUUCAGCCGCGACACAGCCCGGCCCGAGCCGCAGAGGCGGCUUCAACCUCCAUGUCCCCGUCUCGAUGUCCAACGAGCAGUGGUACGCGCGCGUCAAGCUGCAGUCAUUCGGCCCACGCACGCUGCACGAGCGGAUGAUGGCCAACGAGUGGGCGACGCUCGGCGUGCUCGGCGACAUGCUGCCCGAGUUUGUGCCCCGCGCGCUUAUGCCCAAGCAUCAGAGUGGCGACGAGCUGCUCUUCUUCAUACAGCGUGUCGAAGGGCGCUCGGUGCACGACUACACCACGCCGUUCACCACGGCGCAGUUCUCGCGCCUGAUAAACGACCUGGCGACGGUGUACAUCCGCCUCGCGAGCCGCAAGUUCACGGGCAUCGGCAGCUUGACUUCCACCGGCGCCGUCGGCCCACUGUCAGGUCCCGCAGGGACGACAGUCCGGCCAAUAUUCUUCUCGGCGCCGCGCGGACCGUUCGCCACAGCGAAGGAGCGGUACCUCGCGCAGAUUGACCACGUCCUCGAUCUGAUAGAGCGCGGCGCCUGGUCCCGCCAGGACGCGGUCGGCGCGUACCUCUUCCAUCUGGAGCUGCGGGCGCUGGUGGAGGGAUGUGCCGAGAUGGGUGAACUCGGCCCGACGUACCUCGCGCACGGGGACGACAGGGGGGACCAUAUCUUCAUCCGGCCGGACGGGGGGAUCGCGGGCGUGAUUGACUGGGAACUCGCAUACACCGCGCCGCUCGCCGAGGCAAUGUGCCCACGGUUUCUCAGCUCCUCGUCGUCCAACGCACCCUCGCCGCUCGAAGAGGCCCUCUGUGCUGCGCUUGUGUCGCGCGGCCACCCCGAGCUCGCGGCCGCGAUCCCACGCGGGCGGAAGCACCUCCGCCUCAACCUGCUCCUCGGGUCGGGGGUGCGCGAGCUCGACGCGCAGCGCGUAUGGCUCGUACGACACGCAUUUCUCGGCGACGCGGCGGGCCCACCGCACAAGAGUCUGCGCGAGUGGCUCCGAGAGGCACGGGAGACGUACGCUGCGCACGAGGGCCUGCAGCGCGUGAUGGCGACGGUCGACGCGCCGACUUCGCGCAGAGCACGGCUGUACCUCAUCGACCUUGAGCGGCGCGAGGUGCUCGCCCGGCGCCCCUCGCCCGCGUCCUCGCGCAGCUCGACACCUACGCUAGCUGCAGAAGAUGACAACGAAAAGGCCGACGACUGGGUAUUCGUCAUCACCCCGCCUGCUGAGGCGGCGCUCGAGAAGCCCAAGCCGCGGUCGUUGUUCAGAAAACUGUCCACCAAGGCGCUGGCCGGGUGGCGCGGCGCGACCAAGGUGGCCUCGUAG
This is a messenger RNA of Vanrija pseudolonga, 1518 nucleotides long. RefSeq lists its product as uncharacterized. The transcript is spliced from 6 exons. The coding region runs from base 1 to 1518 and encodes 505 amino acids. NCBI's taxonomy places the organism in Eukaryota, Fungi, Basidiomycota, Tremellomycetes, Trichosporonales, Trichosporonaceae. The record is from RefSeq and is a predicted model, not a curated record.